AUGGAGCCAGACCCCAACGUUCAGGCCAUCAUAGCCAGUUUCAGCGCUCUCAGCUCAAAUCAGGCGCGUCAAGCUGCGUACUCUGGCAUCCUGGAUCAGCUCGUUCUGGAUGAAUGGCGCGAGGUGAAGGACCGCAUAAAUCCCCGGAUCUUUCAACGCGACUUGGUCGGCAGCUUGCCUCUAGAGAUUGUCGCUUUGAUUGUCGAAUACUGGGAGCUAGUCGAUAUCAUUCUCUUUCGCAGGGUUUCGAAGCGAUGGCAGGAAGUGCUUUCCUCCUCGAUAGUCUGCCGUGCUGCUUAUCGGGCCAAUACAGGCACCGAUGUGUCCUCAAUACACUCGCCUUGGCAGUUUACCAAACUCCUUGAGAAGAGAAUUCGACAAGAGCGCGGCCGGCCAAUCAUCGGAGCACACAUCAAAUGCGCUCAAGUAAUACCUCCUAACGUUGCGUCAAAAGCGGUGUUCAAUGAUGGAGUCUUGGCCUGGAUCGAAGAGGAGACCGAGUGCGCCUCUGUCGCGAUCAUAAACCUGUGGACGGGCAAGCAAGAUCGGUUUAUGACUGAAAAUCGAGAUGAACUGCUACUCAUUCGGGUCUCCAAAGGGUUUCUAGCGGCUCUCACCAUUCAAGGUUACUGUCAUGUUUGGAACCUUGACUCCCACGAGGAAAAAUCCUUCCGACUGCCUUCAACAGACGCUCAUUAUCACUUCCUCAUCAAUGGGACCAAAGUUGUUAUCGGCUUCGAGAGCUACUUGGUCCACUGGUGUUUCAAUUCCGAGGUCACUCGGCAAGUUGAGACUGGGUGUAAGGGCCAACUGGUCGCAUUGCACGCUCCGGAAGAUCGGAUCACGGUGGCUAGUUUGGAGACGAAAAACUUUGAGUUCAAGUUCGACCAGACCUCUAACCUUCAACUGCAUGUCCAGAAAUUCUCAAUCAACGACUCCGGCACAGUCUCCUGCGUGCUCUCACGACGCCAGAAUAUCUCCUUAGACACACAUCUCGUGGUUCGAUACCUUGAUUUUGGAGAGAUAAAAGAUGAGACCUUUGGCGGGUAUCAGAGCACCACUUUCUUCGAAUAUGUCAACGAGGAGACUGAUCAGGAAGGUUCAUGUUUUCUUUCUCUUGAGCCUGAUGGGGACACGAUCAGCUUUGAUCUCCUUCCUGGCAGAUUAGGCUCCUCUUCAGUGUUUCCUGUACACAGUAACCUGGCAUACUCUCGAUCCAACGAUACCAAACGGAUAUGUAUCCUCAAAUCCAUGCUUUGGAAGCCUGGUGUACAUCGAUACUCUAUGUGCGGUUCAGGCCUCCCCGGGGAGAACUACUCGAUGUGCGCAGACAGUGAUUUCGUUGUGCUUUUCGACCAGUACGGUCUGCAGAUAUGGGCCUUUGACGAAAAAUGGGUGCCUCCGGAAGUUCCAGGCUUGGUGGUCUGGCGGCCUGGCCGAGACAUGAGCGGGAGAUGUUACGGGAAGAAUUCCGUUCGGGAACACCGGCAGGGGAGAGAACAACCAACCGAAAUAGAAGACCAUGUAUAG
Messenger RNA from Penicillium riverlandense, 1530 nucleotides. Its product is annotated as F-box domain protein. The record is from RefSeq and is a predicted model, not a curated record. The coding region runs from base 1 to 1530 and encodes 509 amino acids. The transcript has 4 exons. Gene Ontology annotation, molecular function: protein binding. Lineage: Eukaryota; Fungi; Ascomycota; Eurotiomycetes; Eurotiales; Aspergillaceae.